This is a messenger RNA of Hyalella azteca, 3411 nucleotides long. RefSeq lists its product as uncharacterized. The transcript is spliced from 9 exons. NCBI's taxonomy places the organism in Eukaryota, Metazoa, Arthropoda, Malacostraca, Amphipoda, Hyalellidae. Bases 46 to 3006 code for a protein of 986 amino acids. The record is from RefSeq and is a predicted model, not a curated record. Gene Ontology annotation, biological process: chemical synaptic transmission; chloride transmembrane transport; nervous system process. Gene Ontology annotation, cellular component: membrane; neuron projection; synapse. Gene Ontology annotation, molecular function: transmembrane signaling receptor activity; protein binding; neurotransmitter receptor activity.
UUAAAUUGUUAGUGAAUUGCUGAAAAAAUGUGGCAGUAAGAAAAUAUGCUGAGUCAUUUGGGUGCCGUGGCCCUUCUGCUGCUGCUGUGUGGCACCAGACGCUCUGUUGACGCAGCCGAAGAAGUGACGGUGUACCAGUUCCAGGAGAACGACAGUCCCUCGGACAGCUACGUCUCCCUGAACCAGGAUCUCGAACCGCGGUUCUCAGCCACACGCUCACUCAGCGUGUGCUCACGCGUGCGGUUCUUCUCAUUAUGGGAGCACUCACGCUACAUUCAGCUCACUCACAUGCCUUCUAAUGAGCACACGCUGCAGAUAGACGUAGACGUGCGGCGCAUCAAAGUAACGCUGGGAGGUAUGCGUCGUUACCACACACUGAGUCACAGCCUGCAGGCACUAACCUGGCACCAUCUGUGCGUGACGCUCGACCAUCUGAGCGGACGGUCGGUCUCCUACCUGAACGGCGUCCCGCAGGACCGCCAUCUGGCCGAAACCGUCCCGAAGGUCUAUGGAUCCAGGAUCAAGAUCGGGGCCGGGGACGCUGCGAGUAACUUUCAUGGGGAACUCACGCAGGUCAACAUCUGGAACAGGACUUUAUCAGAUGAAGAGAUCGCCUCUUUGUCGUCGUGCAACUCUGACCAAGAAGGAGACUUGAUCGCUUGGUCGAGCGACUGGAUAAGCCACGGCAAGGUUACUGCAUCAAGAGCAUCUUCUAAUUUCUUUUGCAAGACUGUCUUUGACCCGAAAUUCUAUUUGUUUCAUCCGAUGAGGCUAUACCACGGCUUCACUUUGUGCGAAGGCUUAGGAGGACAUCUUCCGACACCUGAGAACAGCUCCAGCCUCAGCACGUAUCAGAAAGCGGUCCUGGAUCUAUCAGUUGGCCAGAGCCUCCAAUGUGAAGGAUACUGGAUAGGAGCCACGGACGAAAAAGAUGAAGGCUACUGGACGAGGAUGACGGACAAUAAAGUGAUCACACCUCAAUGGAAGCUUAAUGAACCUGAUGGAGGAACCGUUCAGAAUUGCGCGCUAGGUACUUUAGAAACAGACUUAGCGGUUAAAGAUAUUCCUUGUGAUGGGAAGCAGUGCGUGUUGUGUGUUGUGCCAAAGCUCCCCUUCUGGUCCCUUCUAGGAGCUUGCCAAAUACACGACAGAAACAGACUCUUUGCUCCUGUUCAACGGACUGCAGGUGAACUCGUUUUCGAAGGUUAUUCAUUUUACAGCAUUGAAAAACGAAACAACACGUGGCAUUGGCUUGAAAAAACUGCAGCAAGCGAGAAUCUAACUAUUGCAAAAUUAAUCUCCGGGUCUAGCAUCAAAAAGUCGUGGCCGAUCGGGCGGCAUUCAUGGCAGUUUGAAAUGUCCGUAUGCGAUGAAGAGCCUGGUGAAAUACGCACCCUGUUGCUGUCCCCUUGCCGCGACGGCCAUUUCACCUGCGAUGACGCCACUUGCAUACCCCUUUUCCAAAGAUGUGACCUCAAACCUGACUGCAGGGACGGUAGCGAUGAAAAGGACUGCCGUUUGGUUCAGUUUCCAGUGACCUACAGGUCGGACAUCCCCCCUGCAGCGUUAGGGACAGAAAACCCCUUGCAGGUCGCGCUACAGGUGACCAUAGAGAGUGCUGAUAUCAACACGGCGUCCAUGAUGAUGCAUGUCAACUACAACCUCACCAUGACUUGGAGUGAUCAGAGGCUGGAGUUCCUCAACCUCAACGAAGACAGAACCCUGAACAGAGUGAAGCAGGAGACUGUGGAGAAGGUCUGGGUGCCUGUGGUGGACUUCACCAACACUAAAGGCAACCACUACACCUUGGCAGACCACGAGUCUACCAUGAUGGUCAACAUGCAGAGUCUGCCUUACAUGGGCGACGACUCUCACGCCGAAGAAGGCAAGUGCUACCCAUUCGAUAAGCAGGGCUGCGAGAUGGAGCUGACGAUGUUGUCGGCGUCGUCACGCAUGCUUCAGUUCGACGAGGUGGCGACCGCAGCGACGUUUUCAGGCAACCGGCACCUCAUCGAGUACACUGUCGGCGACGUGCAGCUGCACUUCCAGAAUGAUAAGGACUUCGCGGUGCUCAUUGUUGAGGUUGAGCUUGCCAGGCGUGCCGGGUUCAUUCUUAUGAACGUGUACAUCCCUUCGAUGUGCCUCUUGGUGAUCAGCUACUUAACCCUGUACUUCAAACCUGCCAUCUUCCAAGUCCGCAUGUUGGGGUCCCUUACAACCCUUCUGGUGAUGGCUACUCUCUUCACUCAGGCGUCUAGCCAGCUGCCAAAAUCCUCAUACUUUAAGCUGGUGGAUGUGUGGCUCUUAUCCAGCAUCCUAAUCAUCUUCACCAUCAUCGUGUUCCACGCCAUCAUCGACCGGCUUCAGGACACACCAAAACCUGCUAUUCCCAAGCACCCUCUAUCAGCCAUCAUCAUCAAGCCAGACUUGGGAGGUCACAACCGAACCUUCAAAUCAAAAACCGCCCACAAAGGAUCCCUUGUUUCUGUAAAACCUCCCUCCCGGUCCAGGUCCAGAGGCAGCCAAGUUUCCUCAGCUUUUUCCAGGAAUUCUUUAGAUGCCGCCCGAGGGUCAGUCCCAGGUUCUCCAGAACUGGAGGCUCAAGAACUCGUUACCACCUUCGCCCACCUCGGAGUGGACAACGGAAGCCCUUCGUCGUCCAAAACUCCCGAAGAAGUGGCACGAAAGCGACCAACCGGCACGGUGGGAUCGGAUCUAGUGGUACCCACAGAAAAUAUGUUGGGUCAAACCUACCGGGAACAGCAGACACCUAAGAACGGGGACUCUUUCGUUGAUAUGGAGAGAGGGAACCCUGAAACUGAGGAUUUGGAUGCCGAUGUCAGCAAAGCUAUUCUCCAGAGGGGCAUCGAAUGGAGGUUCUGGAAAUGGUCGUUCAAAGAAGUUGACAAAUGCAAGACCAUGAUAAUCACCUCGAGAAUAGUAGUAUUUUUAAUGGUACUUGUGUUCAACAUAGUCUAUUGGAGCGUAGCUUUGACCUCCGAAUAAGAAGUGGAAGCAGUAAAGUUUUGUCUUAAUCUGAAGUAAGAGGAUACAAGUGAUUUAAUGGUUAAGCUCAUGAAAUACGAUUCUUCGGUCAGUUUUGCGCACAUUCAGGCAUCUUAUAAUGUAACCGCAACCAUAUCACAUAUUUUUUAAAUAUAUUGUUCAGUAUUGAGUGAAUGAACAAUUUUUCCAUAAAUGACCAUUAAAAUACCUCGGCUUUAUACUUUUGAUGAAGAAGAUUAAGAUUUACCAUAUAUGCGUUAUGGGUGAUAAUAAUUUGUAAAUAAAUAUAGAUAUUUAUGGACUUAGCAGACCAAUUAGUAACUUGCUAACGAGUUAGUGCAUUUGUGGGACUAGAUAGUUCGAUGACGUAUACUGAACUAUUUUCAUCAUUCAUAUAUGUUCAUC